Molecule: messenger RNA, 558 nt
Organism: Suncus etruscus (white-toothed pygmy shrew)
Lineage: Eukaryota; Metazoa; Chordata; Mammalia; Eulipotyphla; Soricidae
Product: hemoglobin subunit alpha
Exons: 3
Coding region: 48-476 (142 amino acids)
Biological process (GO): hydrogen peroxide catabolic process; oxygen transport
Cellular component (GO): blood microparticle; hemoglobin complex; haptoglobin-hemoglobin complex
Molecular function (GO): heme binding; oxygen binding; haptoglobin binding
Source: RefSeq, a predicted model, not a curated record
UACAAACGCAUUUCUGGUCCCUGAACAGACUCAGAGAAAAAGCCACCAUGGUGCUGUCUGCCAACGACAAGGCCAACAUCAAGGCCGCCUGGGACAAGGUGGGCGGCCAGGCUGCCAACUACGGCGCAGAGGCCCUGGAGAGGACCUUCGCGUCCUUCCCCACCACCAAGACCUACUUCCCCCACUUCGACCUGAGCCCCGGCUCCGCCCAGGUCAAGGGCCAUGGCAAGAAGGUGGCAGAUGCGCUGACCAAGGCCGUGGGCAGCCUGGACGACCUGCCCGGCGUGCUGUCCGCGCUCAGCGACCUGCACGCACACAAGCUGCGUGUGGACCCCGUCAACUUCAAGCUCCUGAGCCACUGUCUGCUGGUCACCCUGGCCGCUCACCACCCCGCGGAUUUCACUCCCGCCGUCCACGCUUCUCUGGACAAGUUCUUGGCCUCCGUGAGCACUGUGCUGACCUCCAAGUACCGUUAAGCUGGAACUGGCGGCCCCCAUCCCGUCCCUACCUGGGGCCUCCUGCCCCUCCCUUGUCUGAAUAAAGCCUGAAUGGGCUGCA